Molecule: messenger RNA, 552 nt
Organism: Cannabis sativa
Lineage: Eukaryota; Viridiplantae; Streptophyta; Magnoliopsida; Rosales; Cannabaceae
Exons: 1
Coding region: 1-552 (183 amino acids)
Source: RefSeq, a predicted model, not a curated record
AUGUUCUUGGACACAGCUGCAGAUAUGUGGAAGGAGCUUAAUUCUCGAUAUGACCAAGGUAAUGGACCUCGUAUAUUCGAACUGAGAGAAGCCUUGAUUACUCUCCACCAGAGUGAUGACACUGUAAGUUCAUACUUUACAAAAUUAAAAUGUAUGUGGGAUGAAAUUCAAGAAAUUUUCCCGAGAAUUCCUUGUACUUAUGCUGCUUUUGUCAAUAAUCUUGCGUCCUUGAAUCAAGAACAAGUCCUUCAAUUUCUAACAGGUUUGAAUGAAUCAUUUUCCCCUGUUAGAGCACAACUUCUUCUCAUUGAGCCUUUUCCCUCCCUCUCUAAAGUUUUUUCCAUGGUCAUCCAUGAAGAAAGACAAAGGAAACUCAAAAAUCUCCAAAUUCCUACACUCAUUGCUACUGCCCAAGAUACUUCUGCUUCAGCUGUUGCACAAAAUCCUUCAGCAUCAACUGCUGCUGCAAACCAAGGGUGCAACAAACGCAUGAGACCCUAUUGUACCAAUUGUCACAAACCAGGACAUCUCAAAGAAAAUGCUUUUUCUUGA